Molecule: messenger RNA, 1548 nt
Organism: Penicillium daleae
Lineage: Eukaryota; Fungi; Ascomycota; Eurotiomycetes; Eurotiales; Aspergillaceae
Product: esterase-like/phytase family protein
Exons: 3
Coding region: 1-1548 (515 amino acids)
Source: RefSeq, a predicted model, not a curated record
AUGAAGUCAACUCUCGUCGUUGCCCUGCUGGCUGCGGUCGCAACGGCUGCGAAUCAUGUUGUUAACCAGACUACUUGUGCCGGCACUACCUACAAGUAUACUGGGUUAGCCGGAUACGGCUUUAUUCCGUCCAAUGCGCGGGACAAGUAUGGUGAUACCAUUGGUGGCAUUGGUAGUUCAAUUGCUAUCGAUCAAUCGUCGUGGCGCAAGUCGGACGAUGAUGUUUACUUAGGCACAAUCUAUACAAUCCCGGAUCGUGGAUGGAAUACCAAUGGAACCCUCAACUUCCAAUCGCGUAUUCACAAGUUUGCCUUGACCUUCAAGUUGGCUCCCCAUGCUUCGGCCAAGAAUCCCUCUGGCCCCAAUCUUCACCUGAAGUAUCUCGAUACUGUCCUCUUGACCGGGCCUGAUGGUAACCCUACCACUGGUCUGGAUGCCGAUGCUACUGGAAAUGCUUCGUACCCCGGCUUCCCGCCCUUGCCAGCGGCGACCUAUAUUGGCGAUGGCUUCGGCGGUCCUGGCAAGGGUGGCAAGAGGAUCUCCAUAGACGCAGAAGGUCUGGUUCUCGCACGGGACGGCGGCUACUGGGUCUCUGACGAGUAUGGCCCUUAUGUCUACAAGUUCAGUGCUUCCGGUCGCAUGGAGCUUGCAAUCCAGCCUCCGCAGGCCUACCUGCCUCGCCGGAACAACACUCUCAGCUUCAGUGCCGCCUCUCCGCCACUGUACGACCCGGCUGAGGUGCCUAUCCCCGAAGGCACCGACUCCGGACGUGACAACAACCAAGGCUUUGAGGGUUUGACCGUCUCUCCCGAUGGCAAGACCCUCUAUACACUGAUUCAGAGCUCGCUUGAUCAGGAGGGUGGUCCGAAGAAGCAAAAUCGGACACCGGCUCGCCUGCUGGCGUACGAUAUCUCUGGUAAGACCCCACGGUAUAUUCACGAGUGGGUUGUCAUACUGCCAAAAUACUUUGAUUAUACCUCGGACGACACGGACAAAGCGAUCAAGGUCGCAUCCCAGUCGGAGAUCCACCAGCUUCCGACAGGUGACUUCCUAGUUCUGUCCCGAGACUCGGGCUUUGGCCAUGGGCUAGACCAGUCGCUGUCCGUGUAUAGACAAGCUGAUAUAUUCUCCGUUUUGAAAAACCACUCUGUGACCGAUUUCAAGGGACAAAGUGACUAUGAUACCGCAACUGGUGCUAUUGCUUCGUCUAAGGGUGUACUCAAGGACGGCAUUACUCCGGCUGAAUACUGUUCAUUUUUGGACUUCAAUGUCAACUCGGAGUUGGCUAAGUUCCGUCUACACAAUGGCGGGGCUCAGGAUCAAUACUUGCUAAACGAGAAGUGGGAAAGUCUGGCUCUUGUCCCUGUGAAUCCCUCUAAAGAUGGCCACCAUCACAAGCGGGGUGAGCAGGAGUAUUUCCUGUUCAGUCUUAGCGAUAAUGACUUUAUCACUCAGGAUGGGCACAUGAACUUUGGCAAGUUCUCAUACAAAGACGCGUCAGGGUACAAUCUAGAUACACAGGCCCUGGUGUUCAAGGUUAAGUUCUAG